Pediculus humanus corporis (human body louse) is the source of this 5049-nucleotide messenger RNA. RefSeq names its product ankyrin repeat-containing protein, putative. Lineage: Eukaryota; Metazoa; Arthropoda; Insecta; Psocodea; Pediculidae. Bases 1 to 5049 code for a protein of 1682 amino acids. The transcript has 17 exons. Gene Ontology annotation, molecular function: protein binding. The record is from RefSeq and is a predicted model, not a curated record.
AUGGCUGGAACCCCCCAAGAUCGAAGGAAAUUUUACUGUAGAGAAUGGGCUUUUUUAAAACUUGCACAUUGUUUGGAACAGCAACCUCUUUCUAAAACAUGUGGAGCUUUCAUUGUCGGAGGCCCUGGUUCAGGAAAGACAUCUUUCUGUAGCGAAAUAGUAUGGCCAAGUAGUGGUGGAGGUGGACGUCAACAGCGUUCUCUUAGAAGACGUUUGCUAGCAUACCAUUUCUGUCAAGCUCACAAUAUUUCUUCUCUUUCUGUGUCAGAUUUUAUCAGAAAUUUAGUGUCGCAAAUACUUGGUCAAAAUUCCGAGUUUCCUACUAGUCCAAUUUCUAAAAUUCAAAAUGCAUUAAAACCAGAUUUUUUGGAUCGCGAUCCGGAUGAGGCUUUUAAAAAGGGUGUUUUAUUUCCUCUCUUAGAAAUUGAUCCUCCCAAGCAUUCUUUGUUUUUAUUAAUUGAUAGUAUCGAUGAAAAUCAAAUUCAAAAUUCCAGCGGAAGUCAAUUACGUUACGAUAUUAAAUCUGGUGGAAAUGGCAGUAAAACAAUAGCAGAAUUAUUAGCUAAUCAUCAUCAUUUAUUUCCACAAUGGCUGUUAUUAGUUUGCACAGCGAGGAGACAAAGUAAACAUAUAUCUAGAAUGUUUACAGGUUUUAGAAAAUUAUCUUUGGAUGAUUUAAGAAAAUCUCAAGUUGUCAGGGACGUUCAGCAGUAUAUUUUGGCACGUAUUGACUCCGAAGAAUCGUUAAGAAAGCACAUUAGUCGCGACACAGCAGAAAUGUUAAAUCAAUUACAUAUAAAAUCAAACGGAUGUUUUCUUUAUCUGGAAAAAGUUUUAGAUGGCGUAUCGGAAAAUUUUAUCGUUCUCAGAGAAAUCCGCGAAAUUCCCGGUACAAUUAACGGAUUAUAUUUGUGGCUUUGUCAGAGAUUAUUUCAUAGGAAACAUUUUUCCAAAGUUCAACCUUUAUUAAAUGUAAUAUUAGCAGCACGAAAAUUGCUGACAAUUUCGGAAUUAUUCAAUGCCGUCUGGACUUCGAACACUAAUCUUACAAGGCAAGACUUUAGUAAGCGUCUUCACCUUUUAAGAAGAGUUAUUCGAUUGAACAGCGAUGGAACCAUUUUACUCUUUCAUCACAGUUUCGGAGAAUGGUUAUUGGAUGCAAAACACUGUACAAAAAAAUAUUUGUGCUCGGCAGAGGCCGGUCAUGGAAUGUUAGCCAUGUCGUAUUCGCUGAAAGCCAAACAAUUGAGUCCGGAGGACAUACAAAAUUUUGCUUUGCAUUUAACCCGAAUGCCAUUACCCGAUGAAAGUGUUGUUAAUUUCAUUGAAAAAACUCUUAAUUUCGAUUACAACACUAUAUUGGUGUUAUGGCUAAUACAAUCGGGUGCCAACGUGGAAAAUUGUUUAUUGGGUCAAGAGAAGAGCGAAGAAAUAGUACAACAAAUUUACGAAAAGGAGAAUGGAUUGAAAAAGAAAUCGUCGGAUUCUAUGCGGAAAAGAACGAGUAGUUUAAGUAAAAAAGACCAAAGAGUUAAAUUACCCAAAAGCGAUACGAAUAACGAGGGUAAAAAAAAAUACAAGAGUAGAAAACAUUCCAGUCUGAAAAAAAGCCUAGUCCCGAUGGAAAAUCAAUCUUCUUGUCAUUAUGAAAAACUUCCAGAAUGUUACGAAGAGCUUCAAUUCGAACCUUACGGACGGAGGGAUUUAGAUAAGGAGAAAAGGAUAAGCGAAGAUUACGAUCAUUUGGAUUUUGAUGUGAAAAAACCUGAGAAAAAAACGAUCGCUUCGGAAACGAAUGAAAUAUUAGAGAAAUUAACGAACCUGGAUUUAGUUAUUAAAAAAGACGAAACUGGUUUUUUCGAGUCUGAAAAAUCGCCGGAUUUUCUUAAAGAAUUCACCGAGCAAAAUUUUAAAUUUUCACUCGAGUCACCGUCGAAAACUGGCGAAACGAGUUUUCUUAACAUAGGUUCACAAGACAGCGGGUUUUUAAAAUCGGAAGACACUUCUACUUUGGGAUUGGUGAGCAAUGAACAAACGACGGAAAGUAUUUCAGUAUUUGAUGAUAAAAUGAGUGCCGAGCAAUCAAAACAUCAAAUUCCAUUGACGAAGGAAGAAGAACUUGAUAUUUUACUUAACGGACUGGAAAAAUCAUUAAAUGAAGAAUCGGAAAUUUUCAAUACUAGUUUUUUAUCUCAGAUCACUCAGAAAUCGUUGGCGGCUUUGCGAAACGAAAAUUGCGAGGAAGAUGAAUCUCAAAAAAAAAUUAUGGAAAUCGUUACCCUGAAUAUUGAAAAUAUGGAAGUUAAACACGAGAAAAAAAAUGAAUUUUCUUUAGGGCAUUCAAAAAGUGACAAAGCUCAAGGUUUCUCGAAAGAAAGCACGGAAGAAAAUUCUGGAAAAAGAGAAACGGAAGGAUUGAAAGAACCCCUUUUGUCAGAUAUUUUAGAAGUGUUACAAGUUCCAAAGGAUCCUAAAGUUUUAAAAAUUUUGACCGAAGCAGGAGCAAAAGUAUCGAAUUGUAAUUCACUUCAAAAAAAUGAAAAGUCUUCCUCGUUAGAUAAUGGAAUUGAUGUAGCUUCUAGUCAGGUAUCUAGGAAUGUUAGUCCAAAUACAGAACUUCAGGAACUUCUUGCAUCGUGGAAUAAAGAAGCCGAUGUAAGUUCUGUUGAUUCGGUUGGGCGAACCACGAUACAUACUUUAGCAGGAGAAGGAAACGCAACUUUACUUAAUCUAAUAUUAUCAACGUAUCCCGAAACGAAUUUGGAAGUUGAGGAUCGUCACGGUCAGACGGCUUUAAAUUUGGCUGCGCGUCACGGGUACCUCGAUGUCAUAGAGGUAUUACUUACGGCCGGUGCGGAUUGCAAUCAUUCUGAUUGUGAAGGUUGGACUGCGUUGCGGGCUGCUGCUUGGGGAGGUCAUACGCCGGUCGUAGAAUUAUUGUUAAAACAUGGCGCAGAUGUUGAUGUAGCUGAUUCUGAUCAAAGGACUGCGUUGAGGGCUGCUGCAUGGGGCGGACACGAAGAUAUCGUAGAAUUGUUAGUCGCCCACAAAGCGAAUGUUAAUCAAACGGACGAUGAAGGUAGAACCGCAUUAAUAGCUGCUUCUUACAUGGGUCACAGCGAAAUCGUUGAACAUUUGUUAGACAACGGAGCUGAAAUAGAUCAUCAGGAUGCUGAUGGUCGCACGGCAUUAAGUGUUGCCGCUUUGUACGUUCCCAAUAACGAAGGUUACGCCAAAGUUGUAAAUAUUUUAUUAGAAAAGGGUGCUUCGGUCGAUCACCAAGAUAAAGAUGGUAUGACUCCACUUUUAGUUGCUGCUUUCGAAGGCCAUAGGGAUGUUUGCGAAUUAUUAUUGGAAUAUGAAGCCGAUGUUGAUCAUUCAGACAAUUCUGGUAGAACUCCUUUGUGGGCUGCUGCCAGUAUGGGACACUCAUCCGUCGUAGAGUUACUUCUUUUUUGGGGUUGUUACGUCGAUAGUAUAGAUAACGAAGGCAGAACAGUGUUGUCUAUAGCUGCAGCUCAAGGAAACACAGACGUUGUACGUCAGCUGUUAGAUAGAGGUUUGGAUGAACAACACCGUGAUAAUUCGGGUUGGACACCGCUACACUACGCCACUUUUGAAGGUCAUAUUGAAGUAUGCGAAGCUCUUCUUGAGGCUGGAGCAAAAGUCGACGAGCCUGAUAACGAUGGAAAAGGUCCCUUAAUGUUAGCUGCUCAAGAAGGGCAUGGUCUUUUAGUUGAAACUUUACUAAGAGUACACAAUGCUCCUCCGGAUCAAAGAGCUCACGAUGGAAAGACAGCUUUGAGAUUAGCCGCACUAGAGGGUCAUUACGAUGUAGUCCGAAUUUUAUUAAAUUAUGGAGCAGAUGUUAAUAUUAAAGAUGCGGAUGGAAGGAGCACUUUGUAUAUUUUAGCAUUGGAAAAUAGACUGCCAAUGGCUAGGUAUAUUUUAGAGCAUGGAAAGGCGGAUGUAGAGAGUAAAGACUCUGAGGGAAGAACACCAGUUCACGUUAGCGCGUGGCAAGGUCAUGCUGAAAUGGUAUCUCUUUUACUUUCUUCUGGUAGAGCUGAUGUAAAUGCAACCGAUAACGAAAAUAGAACUGCUUUACAUUCGGCUAGUUGGCAGGGUCAUGCACCUAUCGUCAAAAUUCUUUUAGAUCACGGAGCAACUCCCGACCACACCUGCAACCAAGGAGCCACAGCUUUGGGUAUUGCUGCUCAAGAAGGUCACGAAGCAUGCGUUAAAGCUUUACUUCAACACGGAGCAGAUCCAUCUCAUUCUGACAGGUGCGGUAGAAAUGCUUUUAAAGUGGCAGCUAAAAGUGGACAUGGCGGAGUCGUCAAAUUACUAGAAGAGUAUACUUUUAACAUUAAACAUAAACCCCUAGCAAACGAAAUUAAGCAACUAAUUGUGCCUCAAGUGGAUGCUACAUCGGCUCCUAAAUAUUCACCGGUGGAAUCUCCAGAGUCUACUGUCCAUCGACAAUCCCUCGUUUCUUUAGGUAAUCGUUCCAAUCAUUCUAAGUCAAGUUCCAAUUUUACAAAUAGCACUAAAAGUUCACAAGAACCUAGCUCUUCUGCGACUCAUAAUUCUCAGGGUUGUUUAUCAUUCACUCAACAACUUCAGCAGUGUAGGAGAAGCAAUAAAACGAGACCUCUGUCUAAAGUUUUGUCACCUUUAGAAAGCGAAGAUGUUUCUCCCAUAUACGCUUCACCCCCUCACAGUCCUCUGAGCGAUAUUAACAGUCCGUGCGAAGAAAUAAAAUCUCAACCCAAUGCUGAUAUGCAUUUUGCCAGGGAUACACAUAUGAGAAUUAUAUUAGGAAAUGCAAGAUUCGAUUCCGGCGGCCAUCUUGGUUCCAAACCCAAGAGAAACGGCAUCGUGACGAAUCCCGCACUCAGACUGAUGUCGAACGUUAAAAACGGAUUGGAAUGCGCGGCGGAGAGAAUUCAAAAAACGAGGCAAGAAGUGUCGAAAUUUAAUCACUCCAAAUUAAAUUCAUCCAACAAAUCAAACGGAUAUCAUUGGAAAAAGGAGACUCCGCUGUAA